CAUGGCGGACGAGGAGUUGGAGGCGCUGCGGCAGCAGCGGCUGGCUGAGCUGCAGGCCAAACACGGGGAUCCUUCUGGUGAUUCAUCGCAGCAGGAAGCAAAACAGAGGGAAGCAGAGAUAAGAAAUACUAUUUUAGCUCAAGUUCUUGAUCAAGCAGCUCGUGCAAGAUUAAGUAAUCUAGCACUUGUGAAACCAGACAAAGCAAAAGCAGUGGAGAAUUACCUUAUACAGAUGGCAAGAUUUGGACAAUUACCUGGAAAGGUAUCGGAACAAGGUUUGAUAGAAAUACUUGAAAAAGUGAGUCAGCAAACAGAAAAGAAAACGACAGUAAAGUUCAACAGAAGGAAAGUAUUGGACUCCGAUGAAGAAGAUGACUACUGAUACUACUGUAGGACUGUCUGCCAAAAAAAAAAUGCCUGGGAAAAGGCAACAUGCUUUUGUCAGGCAGAAUGCAGGAUCUGAAAAUGUUUACGCUUUUUUUUUUGUGGUUUUUUUUUUUGUUUGUUUAUAAUUAAAAAGGCCAACAAAUGAACUCGUCUUUUUAAGUCUGAGAAGGGGAUACUAUAACAUAAUUUUUUUGUAGUGUAAGAGGCCUGAGCAGUGUGGGGUUCCCCAUUGCUUCAUUAGCAUGAACAGUUUGUUGCCCUGUACUCAUUGUGUAAGCUAUGCUUCCAGCAACAGCACACGCUUAACUUGCUGCAAUUGGAGAUAUAUGUCCUAGGUUCAGCAAUAGUGGUCAUUUUUCUCCUUCUUAGUAGCUGGUGCAGUGCUAUGUUUCUGACUUUCAGCCUGGGAACAGCGCUGAUAACACUGAUGGUUUUAGUUAUUCCUAAGUAAUGAUUACUCUGACCAAGGACUUUCUGAGUCUCAUGCUCUGCCACGGAGGAGGGGAAACCGGGAGGAAGCAGAGACAGGACACCUGACCAAAACUAGCCAAAGGAGUAUUCCAUA
Molecule: messenger RNA, 952 nt
Organism: Pezoporus flaviventris
Lineage: Eukaryota; Metazoa; Chordata; Aves; Psittaciformes; Psittacidae
Gene: PDCD5
Product: programmed cell death 5
Exons: 6
Coding region: 2-382 (126 amino acids)
Cellular component (GO): nucleus; cytosol
Molecular function (GO): DNA binding
Source: RefSeq, a predicted model, not a curated record